Aspergillus vadensis CBS 113365 is the source of this 309-nucleotide messenger RNA. RefSeq lists its product as uncharacterized. The transcript has a single exon. The record is from RefSeq and is a predicted model, not a curated record. Lineage: Eukaryota; Fungi; Ascomycota; Eurotiomycetes; Eurotiales; Aspergillaceae. Bases 115 to 273 code for a protein of 52 amino acids.
UUUUAGACUAGUCAUCCUAGGUAGUUAGAUCCUGUUUUAACAAACCCUAUGUACUGCCAUUGAAUCAUCCAUCUUUGACUGAAUUAUAUUCACUCCAUUCAUCUUAAGUUAGCCAUGGGUACUGACUCUAUCAUUCUUUAUUUAUUCCUCAAAUGCAGGCUUGAUACGUCAAUUCAGUAUACAUUCUUUGUCCUUUCCUGCAUCUCCACUUCUACUUCCAUAUUUUUACUAGUCUUGAUUCUUACUAUUAUUGUAACUAAUACGUGUGAAUAAUUUUCAUAAACACUUACUUUAGCAGCUCUGUUAGCU